This is a messenger RNA of Caenorhabditis auriculariae, 2561 nucleotides long. Lineage: Eukaryota; Metazoa; Nematoda; Chromadorea; Rhabditida; Rhabditidae. The record is from the annotation of a GenBank genome assembly.
AUGGCAUCCCUCGUCCUUCUCCUGGCACUUGCCGCCUUGGCCUAUGCUCAGCCAGGUAUUUUUAAUCAACUUAUAAAUGGCUGCUUUUGUCUUUUAAUAAUUUUCCACCUAUUCAAGGCAAUUCAGAGACUAUUUUGGUCCUUGGUGCAAAAAAGCAAUUCUCAUUUUCAAGUUUUGCUGGAUCUUCGAACUUCCUACUUCUUUGAAAUUUCCCUCACUCUUAACCAAAAAGUUUUUUAACGAUGAGUACCAAACAGACCGAUUUUUUCAAAAGUCACUUGCCAAACUCAUUAAAAAAAUGUACCUUGGCGCUUGAAAACUCGAAAAUUCUCGAAUUCUUAGAAACUUCAAAGUGAAAACUCCCAAAAUGUCACUGAAGUAAGUUCAUAAUGGCUUAUUUUGGAAGUUUUUUGCAAUGUUAUGAUCAAAAAAAAAACCUUUUUUUUAUGUUUCAAAAUUAAAUUAAAAUUUCCGCUGAACUGAAGAACAAACUACAAAUAGUGGAAAAUUCAUUGUCCCAACUUUUCCAGGGCCCAAAAUGAUCGAUGAAUCUACUCGGUGGUCACAGUGCAGAGACGCCAAUCAAUCCAUUUAUGACUUCCAGGUAACCUUUAUGUUUUUAUUUUCCUUUCUUUGCGUUUUCCCUAUCAGACACCCCAAAAAUAACCUUAUUUUAUCAUUGUUUCAGGUUGAAACUUUGCAAGGUGAAUACACCGACCUGAGACAGUACAAAGGACAAGUUCUGCUCGUCAUCAACGUUGCCACUUUUUGCGGUUCGAUCCUUUCUUUUUUCUCAAUCAAAAAACUUCACUUUCUUCUGGGCGUCGGCCAUUUUUUCAUUCUCCGCCCUACUUUUGAUUAGGUCAACCCUUAUCUCAUCAAUCAACUGUUUGAACCACCAAACCACAAAGAACACGAGAAAAAAAAAUUGGAAACUUUCAAGAUGGUUUUUUGAGGACCGGUUUUUUUUUUCAAAUGCCAUCAAAACAGUGGCGUGUUUACACAGAAAAAAAGAAAAGAAAAGAAGAAAAAGUGGAAGAAUGGAAGAUUUGCAGCGUACACGCAGCAGUACACCGACUUCAACGGAAUUAUCGACAAAUACCAGUCGCAGGGCUUCACAAUUCUCGCCUUCCCAUGCAAUCAGUUCUACCUCCAGGUGAGAAAACAAAAAUUCAUCAAAAUAGGAGUGAAAUUUGAAUCAAAAUACAAAAAUCAAGCAAUAAAUUGAGCUAUUUUCGGCCCUAGUUGAAAUUUUAGGAGUCCUAUAAACUUUGAAACGCUAUGAAACUUUUUUUUCAAGCUUUUUUUUCAUGAAAAGUGGAUAACAAAUCGAUAUAAUUCUUUCCGUCAGAAAAGCUGGAAGAAUCUUUUCUAUUUCAGAAGAGGUGACGUUUUCUUUUAAAAUCGAAUUUUUCAUAGGCCUAUUUAGAAAAAGAUUCAUGCUGAAAGAUCAAUUGAAAUUUUCUUUAAGUCUUAAAAAGCCAAAUUGAAUAUUUUUAAAAACUCCUUCCAUCCUAGAAAAAAAAGUCCAAAACUGCCUAAUUUUUGAAUUGAUUCGCAGGAGCCAGCUGAGAAUCACGAACUGAUGAACGGCAUCACCUAUGUCCGCCCUGGAAACGGCUGGAAGCCGCACCAGAACCUCCACAUCUACGGAAAGCUCGAGGUCAACGGCGAGGCCCACCACCCUCUCUACGAGUUCCUCAAGGUUUGAUUUCUGGUCUUUCUUCUUUAUUUUCCCUGCAAGACCUUGAAGUUUGAGAAUAACAAUUGUAAAUCUUUCGCUUCUCAAGGUUGAAAAAAACGUUUCGUCUCUAUUGAAAUUGAAAAAUCCGAUCACGAGGUUUUCUCAAAUUGCCGUGGCAUUGAACGAAUUCAACAAUAUAUGAAAACCCCACUUGAAAAACACCUCAGACCAAAAAAAUUGGGAGCAAUUGAAGUUUUCCCAAGGCGCAAUUUUGAAAAAAAAAAAUGUGAUGAAAUUUCACUUCAAAUCAGGUUUUACCAAAAAUCAAAACGAAAAACUGUAGCUUUGGGACGUUUUUUGAGCACUUUUGAUAAAGAAUUAACUGUCCGAAAAGACCAAAAAGGACUGUAAAUGAAUUCAAACAUUUUUCUUUCUUGAAAAACUGUUCUGAAUAUUGUCCCAACCCUGACUUUGAUAAUUUGGUGAAAUUUGCGAGAUUUUUGUCUUUUUUCAUAAAGUUUCACUCUACUCUGCAGGAUCUAGGUACAAAAAGUAUUUACUGGAGGAAUAUACACAUACUUUUCAGUUUUCAUAAAUUGCUGCUUUCAAGUAAAAUGUGGAAGAUAAAGGCUAAGUGACUAUAAUGAACAAUUUCCAGGAAACUUGCCCUCAGACGAUCGACAAAAUCGGCAAGACUGACGAGCUCAUGUACAACCCGGUCCGCGCCUCCGACAUCACCUGGAACUUUGAGAAGUUCCUGAUCGACCGCAACGGUCAGCCACGAUUCCGCUUCCACCCGACCGCCUGGAGCCACGGCGACACCGUCACUCCCUUCAUCGAGCAACUCCUCGCUGAGCCCGUCAACCGCUCCGCUUAA